CAUCCAUCCAUCCAUCCAUCCAUCCAUCCAAUAAAUCACCAUUAAAUUUAAUAAAAAAAACAUCAUUCAUUAUUUGUUGCCUCGGUCGACAGGCAUUCGAACUACAGAAUUAUCACUAAAGCUAGGGGUGAAACUAUCUCAUGACACUCCACGUCGACUUGCGAUCAUCACACUCAACAAUUUUGCGAAGAACGCUCUACGGCGAUAAUUAGACUCCAAGAAGUCCCACGAUUUAUUUGCGCCGAUUUAUACACUUGCGCUACCCUCACUUUGAUAUCCUUGCGAGGUUUUUCAUGAGCGUGAGCUCAAAAGCUCAACAAAUCAAAUAGACACCUUGCAACACCGCUAGGAGGGAAAUCUUAACUCUGCGCAGUCGAGAUGUUGGAAGACAAAUACAUAGGGCUGGCUUUAGCCAUCACCUCAACUAUGGCGAUAGGCACAAGUUUCGGCUCAUGGAUGCCGAGAAAGACACGUUUCGAAGGAGAUGGAUUCACAUACUUGAGGAGUCCGAUAUGGUGGGUAAUUGUCGGAGAAAUAGCAAAUUUUGCAGCAUAUGCGUUCGCCCCAGCAAUUCUGGUCACACCUCUUGGAGCGCUCAGCGUUUUGAUCGGAGCGGUUCUAGGGUCAUACUUUUUGGAUGAGAAACUUGGUACAUUGGGGAAAUUGGGCUGCGCGACGUGCUUGAUAGGAUCGGUCAUUAUUGUCCUUCACGCGCCCCCGGACAAGGAGAUCAAGAGAAUUGAUGAGAUUCUUCACUAUGCUAUCCAACCAGGAUUCCUUUUCUUUUGUCUUUUCGUUGCAGUUUUUGCAGUCGUUAUGAUAUAUAAAGUCGCCCCUAAGUAUGGCAAGAAGAAUCCUCUAGUUUACUUGUCGAUUUGUUCAACUGUCGGCGGUGUUUCAGUCAUGUCAGUAAAGGCAUUUGGUAUUGCAGUAAAAUUGACAUUGGGUGGUGAAAAUCAAUUCAUCUAUCCCUCAACCUACGUCUUCAUUAUCGUAACUGUAGUCUGUAUCUUGACACAGAUGAACUACUUCAAUAAGGCAUUGAGCCAGUUUCCUACUUCUAUCGUAAACCCACUUUACUACGUUACUUUCACGACUGCAACACUUACCGCCUCAUUCAUCUUGUACGGCGGUUUCAACACUUCUGAUGCGGUCAACACAAUUUCACUCCUAUGCGGAUUCCUUGUCAUUUUUACAGGGGUUUACUUACUCAACGUCUCGAGAACUGACCCUGAAGGAAACAAGAUGGUAUCCGGUACAGACGGUAUAGCAACCGACCCCCUUUCUGGUCUAUCGACGAGACGAAGUAUGCAGGCCCGCCGAAGCAACGAUCCGCACAGGAUGAGCAUGGGAAGCAACGGGUAUGGCCGAGGAGACAGAGAGGGGCUGAUCCAUGCAUAUGAUGAAGAAGAGAACGCAGGGUUCGGUCUUGCGGACCUAGCAGACGAUAGCGAUGACGAUUCGCUACCUCCACGAGCUAUGAAUGGGAAAAUCAACGGGCAUAGCAGUAAAAAGAGUUUCAGCGAACCAUUAGAGCAGGAGAGGCCGAGUAGAUCAUCCAAUCGGUGACCUCUCCAAUAGAAAUAUCAGUUUAUUUGAUGUGAUGACACACGUUUCGAAACUAUUGCGGAAAAGUUCGGGCUGUAUAUUUCAUAUGCUAAGGGUAAGGGUUGGAAUUUAUUCGUGAGGGGUCGUGCGUGUUUUUUUUCUUGUUUCAUUAGAAUAUUAUUUUGGUGGCAGGCUGGUCUGCCGGCUGGGGCUAUAACUCAAAGUACGACUGCAUGAGGAUCAGGCGUUUGGGUUGCUAUUGUGUACAAAAUGAGACGGUUGGGGGAAAGACAUCUAUCUGUACGAUAUCUACAUGGGUAAAUCAAGGAAUGGGCUCUCAUGAGGCGCUAUAAGCUUAGUUUGACUCUCACUUUUGAAUUCAAGCUGAAGUGGUGGCAUUUGGUAUCACAUUUAAUAGUAUCAUGUACAUUAUUUUCAAGUGUUUUUAAAGC
Botrytis sinoallii is the source of this 2000-nucleotide messenger RNA. RefSeq lists its product as uncharacterized. The transcript is spliced from 7 exons. Lineage: Eukaryota; Fungi; Ascomycota; Leotiomycetes; Helotiales; Sclerotiniaceae. The record is from RefSeq and is a predicted model, not a curated record. Gene Ontology annotation, biological process: magnesium ion transport. Bases 379 to 1569 code for a protein of 396 amino acids. Gene Ontology annotation, cellular component: membrane. Gene Ontology annotation, molecular function: magnesium ion transmembrane transporter activity.